Messenger RNA from Linum trigynum, 1114 nucleotides. The record is from the annotation of a GenBank genome assembly. Lineage: Eukaryota; Viridiplantae; Streptophyta; Magnoliopsida; Malpighiales; Linaceae.
AAUCGGCAUUUCCUCCAAUGUCAAUUCUGGAAGUAUUGACGGAGUACCUGCUAGUUAGGGUGAACUCCAGAAUCGAAGACGGCGCCGACCGGAGAUCGUGGCGACUGGUGUGCAAGGAGUUCCUCCGGGUCGAUUUCGUGACCCGAAAAUCUCUCUGGGUCCUGCGGUCCGAGUUCAUCUUCUCUCUACUUCGGCGGUUCCCAAAUGUCGGCGCCCUGGAUCUCUCCGCCUGCCCGCGGGUCGACGACGGGAUGCUGACACUGCUGCUGGCUCGCGGUGCCGCUUCGACGACGGCGUCGCUUCGUUGGAACUUGAAGUCCCUGAAUCUGAGCAGGGCGACGAAGGGGAUGUCGUUUAAAGGCCUGGCGCUGAUUGCUUCGGCGUGUUCGCAGCUGGAGAAACUCGACGUUUCGUACAACUGCCAGCUUAGGGAUCGAGAGGCGGCGGCCAUUUCAGGGAUUGAAGGGUUGUGCCAGUCGAAUCCUAGCCAUGAAGAAAUGGAUGCCCGCAGAAAGACGAACCUCGUCGGGAGUGAAGAGCGAGAGCUGAGAGCCAGACUGACCGGCCAUUUCGUCAAUUCAGUUCGAGAGAUUCAUCGAUCGAGUCAGAGAUUUCGCAGCGGGAUCUCGGAGAAGAUUAGAAGCGGCGGCUGUGGCCUGUGGGGAGGAGUGGAGAAAGAUGCCAAGCAGGGAGACGAACAGAUUUGGUGAGGGAUGGUGAAGGAUGUCUCCUCUGCUGGGUUAGGUCGAACAGGUUUGCGGGAGGAGGUGGGAGGAAGGAGGAGAGCGGCGGCGCAGGUGGUUUUGGGGAAAUAAGGAGGUGGGGGGUGCCGAGGUGGGAGGAAGGAGGAAGAAGGGUUGGGUGGGGUUGGGUCAUGGGUUGGGUUGGUUUUGAUGACGUGGCGGGUUAUAAUGACGUGGCAGGUCGGGUUUAUUUUUGUUGGGUUAUAUCCGGCUGAUUAGGCAAUUCUGUUUGCCACAUUAGCACUUAACGGACUUCAUUAACGGAGUUGGACGGAGACUAACAGCGAGUGACUAAAUGUGUCCGGUUUUAGUAAUUGUAGUGACCAAAUUUGAUAUUAACUUUUUCUCGUGACUAAACAUGUCCCGAUUUU